GUAACUAUUUCUAUAUCGAAUAGUUCGUAAUUAUUGUGAAAGAUAAUUAGUUUUGUGGAAGAUGGGAGGUAACUCCACCUCAUACUUCUAGUAAGGAAUUUAUAUAAGAUAAGAGUUAUCGAUCCUGUAAUUCGUUCACUUCCGCUAAGACGAUAAAAGGCAGGUGCAUGAUAUUAAGUUUUCAGAAAAUCAUGCCAAAAAGGAAAGCGACAAAAGAUGCAGGGCAGGGGCCUCAGGCAGGAACGAGGGGUGCCAACCGGAGACGGGCGUCGGUGCCGCCGACCGAGGAGGAAGCCGAACCUUAUGUGGAGGCAGUGGAUGCAAUGCCGAUUGAGCCACACCAGCAGGUUGACCAUAUGGGUGGCAGUUCUAUAGGUAUAUCUCCUAUUGAGGGGUCAGAGCAAUUGUUUCCCCCCUCCAACCCCUUGCCCAUAACAAGUGCCCAUACUUCCCUAGGGGCUAAUGUCUCGCCUGGCAACAGACAAAAAAUAAUAUCAGGGCAGUAUAUAGAUUUGGGCCUGUUGUUAUUGAACGGGCCGUCUGAACAAGGGGAACAGCUACUGAUGCUGAAUAAAAAGGGUGAAUUGAUAACUAAGGCCAAAAUCAAUGAGAGGAUAGUUAGUGUAGAAAAAUGGACUGAUGCCAUGAUGGUGUUUGCGACCAUUUAUGGUUCAGCUCACCCAGCAAAACACCCUGAUUUGUUGANCGCACUUUACUAG
This is a messenger RNA of Mizuhopecten yessoensis (Yesso scallop), 719 nucleotides long. RefSeq lists its product as uncharacterized. Bases 168 to 719 code for a protein of 183 amino acids. The transcript is spliced from 2 exons. NCBI's taxonomy places the organism in Eukaryota, Metazoa, Mollusca, Bivalvia, Pectinida, Pectinidae. The record is from RefSeq and is a predicted model, not a curated record.